Penicillium angulare is the source of this 1383-nucleotide messenger RNA. RefSeq names its product BUD22 family protein. The record is from RefSeq and is a predicted model, not a curated record. Gene Ontology annotation, biological process: maturation of SSU-rRNA. Lineage: Eukaryota; Fungi; Ascomycota; Eurotiomycetes; Eurotiales; Aspergillaceae. Gene Ontology annotation, cellular component: 90S preribosome; nucleus. The coding region runs from base 1 to 1383 and encodes 460 amino acids. The transcript is spliced from 2 exons.
AUGCCUAAGCGCAAACUUUCCGACCUCAACGGGUCUGAAGGCUCAGGAAUUGCCAAACCCCGCAAGAUGUCGAUGAUAGCCGUCCGACUUACGAACAAAUUCGACCAAAGCGUACAAAUAAUAAUCAAGGGUCUCAAAACUGCGCGUGGAUUCGAGAGACAGAAGUUGAGUCGCCGAGAGAAAGCCGCUAGGUCUCCCUAUGACUCUACAACCUUGGAGCGGUUGGGUGAGGAAGUGCAGGCUUUGAAGAAGCUAGACUAUCAAGCUAUCGCCGAUAAAUAUUUGUAUAAGCAGCUCUCCAAGACAAAGCGGAUUGCGGAGUCCCCAAUCUUCCUGGAAUUCCAAGAAGGAAAGAAUAUCUCCACCGAUGGACCCAAGAGCGCCGCAGAAUCCAAUAUCCUGGGACGACUAUUCAAGGCCACCCCUGUGAAGAAUGUCGUACCUAAUCUUAUAGCGGAGAUUCGGAAAUUAAUAGGAGUAGAUGAUCUUCCGGCUGGAAAGCAGGACAAGGCGGGGGCUAAGAAGAAUGCGCCAACAAAAGAGAAUGUCGAAAAACCUAAGCGCCAGGACAAAGCAGUGUCAGUUUCUGAAUCUGAAUCCGGAGAUGGACCAAGACAGGGAGCAGAUCUAAACGUAUCCGAUGGCAAUGAAUCGGGCGAUGAAGAUUUCUCGCAAUUCGAUUCACGACUUGCUCCAGGCUCAGGCUCCGAGGCUGAGGAUUCCGAGGAUGAAGACGACGAGAUGAAAACCAAGGGUUUCGAUCCAGCUGAUAUCUCUGACUCUGUUUCUCGUUCCCCAUCCCCUGAUUACUCGGAAGCCGAAGAAGAAGAAGAGGACGAGGAGGAGAAGUCUUCACCACCGCCUAAAAAGACAAAGGCUAGCGCACUUUCUGCUGCCCAGUCACAAAAUACCACAUUCCUCCCAUCUCUGAUGAUGGGUGGCUACUGGUCAGGCUCCGAAGAAGCGACUGAUGACGAAAAAGAGGCUGCCCCUGCCCCGCGCAAGAAUCGUAUGGGUCAACAAGCGCGGCGCGCCUUAUGGGAGAAGAAGUACGGUGAGAAGGCAAACCAUGUACAGGCUGAGCAGAAGAACCAGAGGCAUAACAGAGAUAAUGGAUGGGAUAUGAAGAGGGGAGCAACUGGCACUGCGGGCAGUGCUGGCCGAGGACACAGUGGUGGAUAUGGUGGUGGAUAUGGUGGUGAUUCCGGACGACCUCUUAAUCGAUCGGAACGACGUGCUGGCGGCUACCCAUCGGGUCAGCCAAACAGGGCCCCUCCUCCUAAGGAUGAUGGACCGGUUCACCCAUCGUGGGAAGCGAAGAAGAAGCAAAAGGAGAAAAACGCUAUGGCAGCUUUCGCAGGAAAGAAGGUUGUAUUCGAUUAG